Messenger RNA from Cylicocyclus nassatus, 444 nucleotides. The record is from the annotation of a GenBank genome assembly. NCBI's taxonomy places the organism in Eukaryota, Metazoa, Nematoda, Chromadorea, Rhabditida, Strongylidae.
AUGAUAAAAUUGAAAUGGGACUGCAACUUGGAAAAAGAAGCGAUUGAUAAGGUUCGCGGAUGUCCGAAGGAUGUAUCUAACGAAAAGCUAAAGGGAGAACUUCGUCAUCGUGUGCCUGUUAAAGACGUGCAAAAUUAUGAAGACGGGAUCAGAAACGCUGUCCAUAAUUGGUGGAGAGUUGUACGCUUUAACGAUGGCAUUGGAAUGAAAGCAAUAUUUCGAGCAAAACACGUUGGCCAGCCUAUAGCGACGUUUACGCAGAUGGCAUGGGCAGAGACAAGAAAUUUAGGAUGUGCCAUAGGCAAAUGCUCGUCGGAUUAUGUGAUCAUUUACCGCUACAAUCCAGCGGGUAAUGAAAUUGAAAGACUCGUAUACGAUCCUGGAAACACCUGCAGCAGCUGUGUUCACAGCUGCGACAAAGAAAACGGAUUGUGCAUCGUUUGA